ACAACAACAAAAGCUCCGCCCGCAACGCGUUCCGCUCUUGGUGCAACUGAUCAGCUCUCUGCUCUCUGCACUCGCGCCGAGGCAACCCAGUCCGCCAUCACAUCUGCGACACCGCCGUUGAUCGCAUUUUGCAAGCCGCUGUCGCACUUGCUCCCAGCCCCGUCGCAACCCUCGUGGCGAUUGCACUUGAUCUCACCACCACGGACGCACAACUCGCGCAUUUCGAGCCUUAGGCAGCAGGCAGCACACUACCUCAGUCCAUAUCUCGCCUCCCACAGUCAAAAUGAGCGGCUCCGACUUCCUUGGCCGUGCGAUCGAUGUGGUCAAGAAGGCCAUCGAAAACGAUACCUCUGGCGACUACGAGAAAGCGUACCAGCUCUACUACCAAGCCCUCGAGCUCUUCAUGCUGGCCCUGAAAUGGGAGAAGAACGCUAAAUCGAAGGAGAUGAUCCGCGCCAAGGUCGGCGAGUACAUGGAGCGAGCGGAGAAGCUCAAGAACCAUUUAGCAGAACAAGAUAAAAGCAAUCGCAAGAAGCCGGGAGCGGUGGGUGCGAAUGGUAAGGUUGCUGGUGGGUCGGGGAAGGGAUCCGGCGGAGAUGAUGGGGAAGACGAGGACCCGGACAGCAAGAAGCUACGCGGCGCGCUUGCGGGAGCAAUCUUGUCGGAAAAGCCCAACAUUAAGUGGGAGGAUGUGGCUGGUUUGGAGCAGGCGAAGGAGGCGCUGAAGGAGGCCGUGAUAUUACCUAUCAAGUUCCCGCACCUCUUCACUGGCAAGAGGCAGCCGUGGAAGGGUAUCUUGCUCUACGGACCUCCUGGUACGGGUAAGAGUUAUUUGGCAAAGGCGGUCGCCACUGAGGCAAACAGCACGUUCUUCAGUGUCAGCAGCAGUGACUUGGUGUCGAAGUGGAUGGGAGAGAGUGAAAGGCUUGUCAAGCAGCUCUUCAACAUGGCAAGAGAAAACAAGCCUUCCAUUAUCUUCAUCGACGAGAUUGAUGCCCUUUGCGGCCCUCGCGGUGAAGGCGAGUCGGAAGCAUCACGGCGUAUCAAGACGGAGCUGCUGGUACAAAUGGAUGGUGUCGGCAAGGACUCAAAGGGUGUCUUGAUUCUCGGCGCUACCAACAUUCCCUGGCAGCUUGAUGCAGCCAUCCGGAGACGUUUCCAGAGGCGUGUGCACAUCAGUCUGCCUGAUCUGCCGGCGCGUACGAGGAUGUUUGAGCUUGCUGUUGGCUCGACGCCGUGUGCGCUGAAGGCGGAGGACUUUAGGGAGCUGGGCAAGCUGAGCGAAGGCUACUCCGGUAGUGAUAUCAGUAUUGCGGUGCAGGAUGCAUUGAUGCAGCCGGUGCGGAAGAUUCAGACGGCCACGCACUACAAGGAGGUCAUUGUCGAGGGCGAAAAGAAGCUCACGCCCUGCUCUCCUGGUGACCAGGGCGCCAAGGAAAUGUCGUGGACCGACGUUGAGUCCGAUCAACUCUUGGAGCCGCCACUCUUGAUCAAAGAUUUCAUCAAGGCCAUCAAGAGCUCGCGGCCCACGGUCAGCCAAGAAGACCUCAAGAGGAAUUCGGAAUGGACCCUCGAGUUUGGCAGCGAGGGAGCGUAAUCUAGUUUCCUUUCUUGCUUAUGAGUAUGAGUAUAAAACGGUUGAAUUGCGCGAUCAUAGCGUUGGCAGGUCUUUGGCGUUGAGAUUCUUAAGGUAGAGCACGAUUAUCUGGUGCGCACGGGCACCAAUUGCACGAUUCAAGAUCCUUGC
Messenger RNA from Aplosporella prunicola CBS 121167, 1747 nucleotides. RefSeq lists its product as uncharacterized. Lineage: Eukaryota; Fungi; Ascomycota; Dothideomycetes; Botryosphaeriales; Aplosporellaceae. Gene Ontology annotation, molecular function: ATP binding; ATP hydrolysis activity. The record is from RefSeq and is a predicted model, not a curated record. Gene Ontology annotation, biological process: vacuole organization; endosomal transport. The transcript is spliced from 4 exons. The coding region runs from base 284 to 1597 and encodes 437 amino acids.